AUGAUUGUCUACAUUCACACUGUUUCGAAACAUCGAGAUAUCGCGAGAGUACAAAUGCCGCUAUGUCUCACCUCCAUCGACUUGAAGAAGGCCUUCGGCUCAGUUGAGACGGAAGCGGUAUUGGAUGCCUUGCACAAACAAGGUAUCCCUACCACUCAGUACAUAAAAGUACUUCGAGAGUUGUACAGUAAAUUCGCGACAAGAAUUUCGCCAUUCUAUAAGAAUAUCAUCAUUGACGUGAAGAGGGAAGUCCGACAGGGUGAUACAUUCUCACCCAAAAUAUUCACGGCCACCCUCGAGAACGAAAUGCGAAAGCUGGAAUGGGACUACAUGGAAGUGAAGGUUGGCGGUCGGAAGCUACACCACUGGCGCUUUGCUGAUGACAUUGUACUGAUAACAACUAACACCAGUCAAGUGGGACGAAUGCUGACCGAGUUCGACGAAACACGUAGAUGUAUCGGUCUUCAGCUGAACCUGCGAAAGACGAUGAGGAAGCGAGCGGAGUGGGAAGCGCUUAAGGGCAUCGAGGAUGUAGUGAAGAAGAUCAAGAACUCCCGGCUUCGUGCUUACUUCUUCAACGCCACAGUACUUCCUGCUUUGACCUAUGCUUCGGAAACCUGGGCAUUUCGCAAGCAGGAAGAAAACGCGGUGAGCGUCACUGAACGCCGCUUCACGAAAGUGAGGGAUUCAAAGCUCCGUCCGACGUUAGCGAUCGAGGAUCAGAGACGCCGUCGCAUUUGCCAAGUACAGCAAAAUAAGGCGAUAUUAAGAGCACUACAGGAAGACCGCCUAUUCGAUGGUCAAACUUCUUCACGAAAUCCUUCAAAGAAAAGUAUGAUGCUCUUCGUGUCCUACGCAAAAGGAGGAACCACAUUUCGACUCUGUGGACCCGUACCCAACCCAUUCCACAGAAUUUUGACUUUGUGA
Necator americanus (New World hookworm) is the source of this 927-nucleotide messenger RNA. RefSeq lists its product as uncharacterized. The record is from RefSeq and is a predicted model, not a curated record. Bases 1 to 927 code for a protein of 308 amino acids. Lineage: Eukaryota; Metazoa; Nematoda; Chromadorea; Rhabditida; Ancylostomatidae. The transcript has 3 exons.